GCGCUAGUUACUAUAGAUCUUCUCACGAUGUUAAAUGUUACAUCUUUUGUUACAAAUGUCCCUAAUAUUUGUAACUAGUGUUUUGUACGUGGGCGUUAUAUUUACUUGUAGUUUUGUUAGAUUAUUUUCUUUGUAUGUAUUAAAAACACAGUGAACAUCUAUGGACUUUUCCUAAUUUAUAUCACAAAGUAACUUCCUUCCUUUACCACUCUACCUACUUUCGUCGAUGUUGCUACGUCGACAGAAACAGAUUAAAAGAAGCGAUGAGAACUGUCAUUAUCAGCAUGUGGUAGCUAAAGCAAUUAAUAUUUUAAAAACAAUUAUUACAAACGUUUACACUGUUUGUAAUGUGUAAAUCUUAAUUAAAUAAAUAAAUUUUGACAUAAAUCAUUUUUAAAAUGUCAGAGAGCUCGAUAAUAUGGCUCUCUUUAGUUAUGUUAGGUGGCUCGUAUUUGGCCGGUUUUUUGCCGUUAAUUAUGAAUUUAUCGGAGGACAAAUUGCAAUUAGUAUCUGUACUUGGAGCUGGGCUCCUUGUUGGAACUGCAUUGGCUGUAAUAAUACCUGAAGGUAUAAGAGCAUUAUUUACAGCCCCUCCUGGUAGUGAUCAUCAACAGAGCGAUAGUGAUCUACAUUCUUUGAUAGGGAUUAGCUUAGUACUCGGUUUUAUAUUUAUGCUCUUGGUCGAUCAAUGUACAAGAAGAGGCGGAGGUAAGGAGAAAAGUUUUACUGCUACAUUAGGCCUUGUCGUUCAUGCAGCUGCAGAUGGAGUAGCAUUAGGUGCUGCAGCAACAACCUCGCAAGCUGAUGUUGAAGUCAUAGUAUUUCUAGCAAUCAUGCUACAUAAAGCCCCUGCUGCAUUUGGCCUAGUAUCUUUUCUACUUCAUGAAGGAGUGGAAAAAAAGAAAAUAGGGAAACAUUUAUUAGUAUUUUCUCUUUCUGCACCCUGCCUUGCACUUCUAACAUAUUUUGGUAUUGGAAAAGAAGGUAAGGAAACCCUCAGUAAUGUCAAUGCGACAGGACUAGCAAUGUUGUUCAGUGCAGGAACUUUUCUAUAUGUAGCUACUGUACAUGUUUUACCAGAAUUAAUGACCAGAGAAGUUAAUUAUUCACGUUUACCAACAACUGAAGCAACAACAACAAGUGUCUCUGGUCUUAGAUUUAAAGAAAUAUUAGUAUUAGUAAUUGGUUCAUUUUUACCAUCACUACUUACAACUGGACAUCAACAUUGAUACAGAGCUCAUAUUUUAUACUACACCAGUUUCACUCAUUGCCCUCAUAAAUUUUUAUAAUUUAAUUUUUUAUACACGUAAAAACGAAAAUUUUUUGAGACGUGUAUGAAUACAGCAAUCUCUGUUGUUAAACGAUAUGUAUAUAAUAUUAUUUGAAGUCGAAUUGAAAAAAUUCUUUAGAUACUAUUAUGAAAAGAUAUUAUUUAAAGGUAAACAAACAGAUCUUAUAAAUUUUUUGUUAUUCUAGUAUUUCUGUACAUCAUAAUGAUAAACUAUUUCUUAUUCAAAGUUUAAUGAAUACAGGGAUAUUAAAUAUGGUUUUAGGGGACAGUAAUGAAUUCUUAAUUUAAAAUAUAUUAUUAUUGCAUUAUAAAUAAUGCAUAAAACGAUAAAAUUUUGUGCGAUAAACUAUCUGAAAAAGGACGAUUAUAAAUAUGAAAAUAUUUUUCUGUUGAUAAUACUGAUAAAAUAAUCAUAUAUUAAAAUUUCUAUGUGAUAAAUAUAUUUGAUUAGAAAGAUGCAUUUAUUUUAUAAUUAAAUUAUGUUUUAGAUAAUUUUUAUUAUGUUUGACGCAUACAAUGCAAUUAUUGUAUUUUUCGCAAUUAAAAAUAAUACAUUAAAUCUUGAAAACCAUAUGCAUACGAAAACAAACAUAUAUUUUAAUGUAUUUUAAAGAUAUGUGUAUCUUGACAUAUAAAGAAUUUUUUUAUUCACAGAUGCAAUUGUCAUCCCAUACGAUCUAUAGUAAAUUAAAUAAUGAACAAAUAAUUGUAAACACCUUAUUUACUCAGAUUAUAUUUUUUAAAAUAAUAAAUUAUUACAAUCAUUUUUCUACA
Vespa crabro (European hornet) is the source of this 2065-nucleotide messenger RNA. It is a transcript of the gene Zip102B, whose product is annotated as zinc transporter ZIP9. Gene Ontology annotation, cellular component: membrane. The transcript has 5 exons. NCBI's taxonomy places the organism in Eukaryota, Metazoa, Arthropoda, Insecta, Hymenoptera, Vespidae. Gene Ontology annotation, biological process: zinc ion transport; transmembrane transport. The coding region runs from base 399 to 1229 and encodes 276 amino acids. The record is from RefSeq and is a predicted model, not a curated record. Gene Ontology annotation, molecular function: metal ion transmembrane transporter activity.